AUGUCUGUACACCAGUCCUCUUUCCGGCUGAUGACAUUUUUGCUGCUGAUUCUAAGUAUGGACAGCAUGAAGCAUAAGAAAUAUUCAGCAUCUAGAUCUGACCAAAACAAGAAAAGCUACCCAGCUUCAGCAUCAAAGUCAAUAAAGGAACAAACUGAGAAACCUUGGAUCGACAAGUUGUUGCAAUGUGGCUACCAGAAUUACAGCUUCACCCCUGAAGAAAGGUCAGAGGGAACGCUCCUCAUGAAAAUGAUCGAAUGGCCAAAACCACCCAGCUCCGCUGUGCCCUUUCGGAAAAGCACUAACCCAGCACAUGUUCGCUUUGUAAUUUUGAAGUCUGCAAAGACUUUCUACGUGGGAGAUCAGUUACAAGUGAUGCUGCAGAUGUACGAUUUUGAAGGUCACCCAAAGCGAUAUGGAGGUGACUAUCUCCAAGCUUGGAUCCACACCCCAGCUUUAAAAGCUGGUUCAGCAGGCACAGUUAUAGACCACCGAAAUGGAAUUUAUCGCAUCAAUUUUAAAUUAUUUUGGCCGGGGAAAGUUAAAGUUUUUGUUUCGUUGGUUCAUCCCAGUGAAGGAAUCCAAGCACUUAUAAGACUACGUGAGGAACGGCCAGAGAGAGUGUAUUUUCAAAGUACCUUCAAAUCAGAAGCUGUCUCUGAGACCAGUGCGUGUAAUCUUUGUUUGUCUCAAUCUCAACCACUUUGUAACUUUACUGAUCCCAGGACUGGGGAGCCCUGGUUCUGUUACCAGCCAAAAGAACUUCCAUGCUCUGCUCGUGUCACCCAUGAAAUGGGAGGAUAUCAGCAGGAUCUUUUAAUAGGAGAAGAAGAACAUUACUUCCAAAGUAACGUAAACAUCAAAAAGCCCAUAUCGCCCAAAGGUCGAAAUUAUGUCAUUGUCAAUCCUUCACCUACAGCAGGUAGAAGUCUCGGAGAAUGUGUACCUGGCAAGCCUUUACUUUCACCAUCUGGAUUUUACUUUCAAGACAAGUGGAUGUCAGCAAACUGUAAUGUUCGGAGCUUCCACUCUCCUGCUAAUGUCACAGACUGCCUUCGUGGGAAAGCUGUUUAUAUUCUUGGAGAUUCUACGAUACACCAGUGGUUUGAAUAUUUGACACGAUUUGCUAGGUUAAACAUGCUAGGUCUUAUAACACAGAGUGCUGAAAAUAAUUCGCUUAUCAACUCUCAAUUUGCUGAGGAUGCAGUGAACAAAAUCAAGAUGGAGUACUAUCCCCAUGGUACACCGAUCCGAAUCAUCCCCAUUUUGAGCCAGGACCUGACAUUCAUUGCAAAUAAACUGGAUGAUAUUAAAGACGAAAACAGCACAGUUGUAGCCUUUGGCAUUUGGAGUCAUUUCAACAGUUUUCCAGUUGAAACAUACAUCCGAAGGCUCCAGAACAUUCGCAGGUCAAUUCUACGAUUGCUGGGAAGGAGCCCAGAUACAGUGGUUGUCAUAAAAACUGCCAAUGUCCAGGCCCUUCCAGAUGACGUCAGUCUCUACAACAGUGACUGGUAUUCCUAUCAACUUGACUUAGUGAUGAGAAAGAUGUUUGAGGGCAUCAACGUAGCAUUUGUAGAUGCCUGGGAGAUGACGCUAGCACAUUACCUGCCUCAUAAAACACAUUCUGAGCAAAUCAUUAUAAAGAAUGAAGUAGAUGUGUUUCUUUCAUAUGUCUGUCCUUUGUAA
Stegostoma tigrinum is the source of this 1689-nucleotide messenger RNA. Its product is annotated as NXPE family member 3-like. The transcript has 5 exons. The record is from RefSeq and is a predicted model, not a curated record. The coding region runs from base 1 to 1689 and encodes 562 amino acids. Lineage: Eukaryota; Metazoa; Chordata; Chondrichthyes; Orectolobiformes; Stegostomatidae.